AUGUUUCAGAUACCAAGCAUCAACCUGCUGCUGGAUGAUCUGGCUGACUUUAAACCAUUUGAACCAUUUGAAGGUGAAAGUGAUGCCGCUCCCCGCGCACUUCCACCUGGAGUUGAUCCCCUGAAUGUGAUGGGUAUCAACACAAAUAAGGAAUUAAAUGAAAAGAACCAUUACACCAGUGAUUACGUGACCAACCAGCUGGUGGUCCGACGGGGUCAGCAGUUUGUCAUCGACGUCACCUUCAACCGUCCGCUGACGCCUGAUGACGACUUCCAGCUGGAGUUCCUGAUUGAAGCCAAGUGCAGGCAGAGGCAGGAGACUCCAGGCUCUGACCCUAUACCCAACAAGGACUCCUUGGUGGUUGUGACCUUUGGAAACCGUCCUGGUGGGUCUUGGGCAGGCCAGAUUCUGGGCUCGCAGGGUGCAGCGGUGUCACUCGGCAUCACACCCCAUGCUGGGGCCAUUGUGGGUUUGUACCGCACGUAUGUGGCCGUCUCAGUUGGUAACGGCAUGCAACGAACCAGUAAGGACCCCAGCACCAACCUGUAUGUGCUGUUCAACCCCUGGUGUAAAGAAUAUGUCCUGAACUCCACUGGUAUAAUAUAUCAGGGAACAUCUGAAAAAAUCACUGAGCGUGGCUGGGUUUACGGACAGUUUGAGGCGGGUGUUUUGGAUGCUUGUAUCUACAUCCUAGAUGUCUGCCGGAUGGCGAUCCCAAGUCGUGGCGACGUAAUCAAAGUUCUCAGGACAGCGUCUGCCAUGAUCAAUUCUCAGGAUGACAAUGGUGUGUUGGUUGGGAACUGGGGGGUGGAUUUCUCCAUGGGCGUAGCUCCAACAUCAUGGACAGGAAGUGCCAAAAUUCUUCUGCAGUACCACAACACUGGUGCUCCUGUGUCCUUUGCUCAGUGUUGGGUGUAUGCUGGGGUCCUGAACACCUGUAAGACCAUAAACAAAAACCAUACCUGUGAAAAAUAUGUUUAA
This is a messenger RNA of Nematolebias whitei (Rio pearlfish), 981 nucleotides long. RefSeq names its product coagulation factor XIII A chain-like. Gene Ontology annotation, molecular function: protein-glutamine gamma-glutamyltransferase activity. Lineage: Eukaryota; Metazoa; Chordata; Actinopteri; Cyprinodontiformes; Rivulidae. The transcript is spliced from 7 exons. Gene Ontology annotation, biological process: blood coagulation, fibrin clot formation; peptide cross-linking. The record is from RefSeq and is a predicted model, not a curated record. Bases 1 to 981 code for a protein of 326 amino acids.